UACGUUACUUCCUGCAGACACAGAACGUCGAGUUUGACACCGCGGAAGGAGACGACGACAAAAACCGAGAGUGUCAGGUCGGAGCCGGUCCGUGCAGUGAUUUCACAAACACACACACACACACACACAGACACACACGUCGCUACGCUUCUGGAAAUGGUCCGGACACUCGCUUCUUAUACAGGUGAGUGAGAGGUUUUUCUGCCCAGCUUUGGCUUGGUUUCCAUCAUGGCAGGAGAUCUCUACAGCCCCCCGUCCCCACUGGGGGACUCUCUCCUGGGCAGUCCUCUGUGUGGAGAGCUGAUGGAGGACCUUCAGGACAUCUCCCAGACUAUGAGAGACAACACGCUGGGGUUUGAUUACCCAGAAUACCAGAGCACCGGCUCAGGGUCGGAGAGCUCCACCGCCUUGGACACCUUGACUCCAGCCUCCAGUCCAUCUUCUGGAGGGGGUGGAGCCGCCCCAGGGCCCGAGGAAGGUCUCAACCUGGAGUGUCGAGUGUGUUCAGACAAGGCUUCGGGCUUCCACUACGGGGUACACGCAUGUGAGGGCUGCAAGGGUUUCUUCAGAAGGACCAUCAGGCUGAAGCUGGAAUACGACAAGUGUGAACGCAACUGCAAAAUCCAGAAGAAGAACCGCAACAAGUGCCAGUACUGCAGGUUCCACAAGUGCCUCGCUGUGGGCAUGUCCCACAAUGCCAUUCGGUUUGGUCGCAUGCCGCAGGCAGAGAAGCUGAAGCUCAAGGCAGAAAGCAAGAUGGUGGAGAAAGAGCAAGAGAGCCCCAUGCUGGCCGACCACAAGAUCCUGGUCAGGCAGAUCCACGAUGCCUACAUGAAGAACUUCAACAUGAACAAAGCCAAAGCACGACUCGUACUCACUGGAAAGACCAGCAAACCGCCUCUCAUCAUCCACGACAUGGAGACAUUCCAGCUGGCGGAGAGGACAUUAGCGGUUCAUAUGAUAAGCGAUGACCUCUCGGAUGCCGAGAGCGGCCCUCAGCCCGGAGAUGUGUUUCCAGGUGUGGGCUGUGGAGAGCUCCAGCAGAGGGAGGCUGAAGCUCGGCUCUUCCACUGCUGCCAGAGCACCUCAGUGGAGACGGUCACGGAGCUGACAGAGUUCGCUAAAGCAGUGCCAGGUUUCCAGAGCCUGGAUCUGAAUGAUCAGGUGACUCUAUUAAAGUACGGUGUGUAUGAAGCACUUUUCACGCUCCUCGCCUCCUGCAUGAACAAAGACGGCCUCCUGGUGGCCCGAGGCGGAGGAUUCAUCACACGCGAAUUCCUCAAAAGCCUCCGCCGUCCGUUGAGCGACAUGAUGGAGCCCAAAUUCCAGUUUGCCACGCGGUUCAACUCUCUGGAGCUGGACGACAGCGACCUGGCCCUUUUCGUGGCCACCAUCAUCUGCUGUGGAGAUCGUCCAGGCCUGGUGGACGUACCUCUCGUGGAGCAGCUGCAGGAAAGCAUCGUGCAUGCGCUACAGCUCCACCUGCUGGCCAACCACCCCGACAACACCUUUCUCUUCCCAAGACUCCUGCAGAAACUGGCCGACCUCCGCGCGCUGGUAACCGAGCACGCUCAGUUGGUGCAGGAAAUCAAAACAUUGGAGGAGACAUCGCUGCACCCUCUCCUGCAGGAGAUAUACAGGGACAUGUACUGAGGAGUGAGUGCGAACAAAAACAUUCAAAUGUUUCAAAAUGUCGAUUUUAUAGCAGUACAGAGACACACAGUGCACAACGUGAACCGUUGCGCUCGUGCAUAUCGAAUGUACUGUAAGUAACUUACUGUGCAGAGUCUAUGAACAUGCACCGCUGUGACCAUGUGACGACAUCUGUAACAAAGUCAAAGUGACGUUCCUUUCAGGCGGAGUGGCAGCUCUUGUGCUGGACCUGAGUGUCGCCAUGAAAGAGGGACAUGGUGGAGAACGGAGUUGGGAACCAUUUGCAUUUGGAUUAGAUCCUGGAUGCC
Solea senegalensis (Senegalese sole) is the source of this 1961-nucleotide messenger RNA. Its product is annotated as peroxisome proliferator-activated receptor alpha-like. Bases 229 to 1653 code for a protein of 474 amino acids. Gene Ontology annotation, cellular component: nucleus. Gene Ontology annotation, biological process: positive regulation of transcription by RNA polymerase II; negative regulation of inflammatory response; negative regulation of transcription by RNA polymerase II. The transcript is spliced from 8 exons. NCBI's taxonomy places the organism in Eukaryota, Metazoa, Chordata, Actinopteri, Pleuronectiformes, Soleidae. Gene Ontology annotation, molecular function: nuclear receptor activity; RNA polymerase II cis-regulatory region sequence-specific DNA binding; zinc ion binding. The record is from RefSeq and is a predicted model, not a curated record.